GAUAAAAUAACAUCAUGGAUUCUCAGACUUUGGAUAAGAUGCUGAUCUUCAACCAAUUGGAUCUUAUAGCUAAAUACAAAGCGAUUGUUGCUCCUCUGGCUUAUAUGAUUGCUAAAAAUAUGAACACUUAUUGACUCACUAAUUGCCCCAAUAAAUCAUUUAUUUGAGUCAGGGAUAAGCCAAGACUACCAAUAGAAACUCUAAACUCAAUUCAAAAGCAAACAAAACAACUCCAAGAUACUGAAGAGCAUAAAGAUCCUUCUAGUAAUGGCACUAAAGAUAUGCUACACUAUGAGACCUACAAGCAACUCAAAGAAGUUUCUACAAAGCAUGAGCCUGGUGUCUCCAAGACUGAACUGUAUGAGAACUUGCUCAAGCCCUUCAAGCAUGCCAAGAGAGUUGAAACACUUCCUGUGAGUGGCAGAACCAUCACUGUCUACAUCUGCAAGUACGAAGACUGAAACCGAGAGUUCACCAAGAUCUGGAACCUGGUUGACCAUGCCAGAAUGCACGAAGGCAUCAGACCGUACAAGUGCAGCUUCUGCUCCAAAGCUUUCACACAGAAAGGUAACCUGAAGAAACACUCAAAACAGCACCAACACAGAAGCAUCGAGGAGAGGAGACAGUUCCAGUGCCAGAUUUGCAAGAAGAGGUACACCGAGAAGUACAACUUGACUGCUCACCUGAGAACUCAUAAGCAAGACGAUAUACAUCAAGCCUACAUUCGUGAAUCUUCUAAACGAGAGAGAAAUGCAAGCUAACUAAUUUGUGAUAAUUUUCAAAUAAACUUCUUUCAAAA
This is a messenger RNA of Moneuplotes crassus, 799 nucleotides long. The record is from the annotation of a GenBank genome assembly. Lineage: Eukaryota; Ciliophora; Spirotrichea; Euplotida; Euplotidae.